Messenger RNA from Funneliformis caledonium, 341 nucleotides. The record is from the annotation of a GenBank genome assembly. NCBI's taxonomy places the organism in Eukaryota, Fungi, Glomeromycota, Glomeromycetes, Glomerales, Glomeraceae.
AUCAUAUUUAUUUAUCGGCAUGUUUACCAUUAAUAACACCAAAAGAAACUAUAAGAAGUCUUACAGUUCUUGAUGAACCCAAUGAAAUAGAUUACCAAGAGUUUUUGUUGAUGUCUAGAAAUGUGAAAGAAAUGGUCAGAUUAGGAUCAGAAUCCUUUCCAGAUACUUUUCUUAAUCCAAAAAAGGCAGACACGAACCUUACAAAAGAAAUAUUAGCUUUGCUAACCGAAUAUUAUAGCAACGCUUAUGGUAAAGAUUUCGUAGUAUUGUCAAAUAUUCAUAUUGCUCCGUCUGGUUCUAUAUCAAUAAUGCUAAAAUAUCUUAUAGGACGAACUUUAUAG